GUUCCAACAGUUUUCAUGACCUAAUUUCACCCAAACGAAAUGGGAUUUGCAGUUCGAUAGCGCGUAUGCGCUAACAUUGAUAUAUCAUUAAAAUCUGCCGCAAAACAUCGUAAAUCCACGAAAUGGUGGACCAAAAUGGCAAUUAUUUUUCGGAUGAUGGCCAGGAGGAAGCCUGCUACCAUGCGCCUGUACAUCAGGUUGGCUCCACCAGGAGCAGGAGCAUGAGCAUUGUGUCAGAUGUAGAAAUGGCUCAGGAUGAGGUCUAUGCUGGCCCAGUCUCUGAAAGUAUACCGUCCAGCAUCGCCUCCUUCGCUCCUCGUCGAUCACGGCGAGACUCAACUGUUAGCUUCGCCUAUUUUGAGGAGAGCACGGAGAAUCCGGUCUGGAUCGACGAGGAGGCCAUAGUGGAUGAAAGCGAGCCGGAACACUAUUUUGAGGAGGGCCAAGAUAUUGAUAUCGAUGUCUCGAGAAGUCCCGUAAGCUUCCUUGAUCGUUCGCGCUCAAGAAGCUCAGCAGAGCAUCCCUUACUACGGCGUGAGACUUCCGAUCGUGGCGGAUAUGAAGGGCCACCAUCAGGAGGAAAUGUUAGCCAGAAGGUUUACAUUGUGACUGAAGAUUUGACUGCUGUAAUUGCAGGUUUCUCUACGAGCAUAGCAGGUUUUACCAUAUAUGUCAUCAUUUGCAUUUUAACUUGCGGCCUUGGCUACCUGGUGUUCAGAUGGCUUCCUCGAUGGCGUAUUAAAUUGGUCGGAUUCCCUGAACCGCUCUAUCGAUGUCAAUGGGUUGCGAUAGAGAACCAAUGGGGCCAAUUCACGGUGGAAUAUGUCACAAACGCGAAGUAUGGCCGACAAUUGUCGACCGUGUUCGGAUCUUCAUAUAAAGACUUUGAGGCUCCAAAUUUUGAUGAAGACAACGAUCCGAUACUGCCAUACCUUCGUUUUGUAGAUUACCGCUACGUUCGCUUCUGUUAUCAACCCCUUGAGGAUAAAUUCAUGCAUACGGGGGAUUGGAAGGAUCCAAAUUGGAUCAGUGUGAAGACUUUGAGAGAAGGCUUAGACGCCGAAGAGAGAGAUCGUCGAGAACAAGUGUUCGGUCAAAAUAUCAUUGAUAUCCAACAAAAAUCAGUUCCCCAGAUUAUGAUUGAUGAAGCUUUUCACCCUUUUUAUGUGUUCCAGGUGGCGAGCUUGAUUCUCUGGUCAUUGGAUGAGUAUUAUUAUUAUGCAGCAUGCAUUUUUUUCAUAUCGCUUUCCAGUAUUGCGGCCACGACGCUUGAAACGAAGUCGACCAUGGAGCGCCUACGGCAAAUAUCGCAUUUUGAAUGUGAUGUGAGAGUUUUGAGAAGCGGAUUUUGGAGACCAAUUGCUUCAAGAGAACUAACUCCUGGGGAUGUGUAUGAGAUCUCAGACCCUUCGCUUACGCAGGUUCCCUGCGACAGCUUGUUAUUAUCCGGUGACUGUAUUGUUAAUGAGAGCAUGCUUACGGGGGAGUCAGUACCGGUCUCGAAGCUACCUGCGACCAACGAUGCGCUUGCUUCUCUAAACCUAAAUGCGCCAUCCAUCCAGCCGACAGUUGCUCGGCAUUUCCUGUUCUGCGGAACUCGAAUAAUACGUGCGAGAAGACCCCAAGACCCAGAGACUGACGAAGCGGCUGCGCUGGCCAUGGUAGUAAGGACCGGUUUCAAUACGACGAAAGGCGCGCUGGUCCGCUCGAUGCUGUUUCCCAAACCGUCUGGAUUCAAAUUUUAUAGAGACUCAUUCCGCUAUAUUUCAGUCAUGAGUUUUGUCGCGGCGUUGGGCUUUAUCGCGUCUUUCAUUAAUUUCAUCCGCCUAGGAAUUGCGUGGCAUACCAUUAUUGUUCGAGCGUUGGAUCUUAUUACCAUUGUCGUUCCUCCAGCACUCCCUGCCACACUGACAAUUGGGACGAAUUUCGCGCUUUCGAGACUAAAGAAGCAGAAAAUUUUCUGCAUAAGCCCCCAGAGAGUCAAUGUUGCCGGGAAACUCGAUGUCGUUUGCUUCGACAAAACAGGAACCCUUACUGAAGAUGGGCUUGACGUUUUAGGAGUUAGACUUGUCAACCAAGAUUUUAGGUUCAGCGAGUUGCUAGUAGACGCCUCCUCCAUCUUACCGUAUCCAUUAUAUGAGAGGGACCCAACUAUAGAUUACAACUUUAACGCGGCUAUCCUUUACACGAUGGCAACAUGUCACUCCCUGAAACUUGUUGAUGGCGAACUCAUUGGGGAUCCUCUUGAUGUGAAAAUGUUUGAAUUUACGGGCUGGUCCUACGAAGAAGGAAAUCAUAAUACUUCGGAUGCUGAUGAAGAGUCUGAGAGUUUCAUUCCCUCUGUCGCAUGGGCACCUCCAACUUUAACCCCUGGCGACCCUGAACAAGGAACUCGUCUUUCCACGGAAUUGGCUGUCAUGAGGACUUUCGAAUUCGUCUCACAACUCCGCCGGUCCAGUGUGCUGGUGCGGGAGCCUGGUGACCAAGAUGUAACUGUGUUUGUGAAAGGAGCACCUGAGUCGCUGAAAGAUAUAUGUGUGCCCAAGACCUUGCCGCCUGAUUUCAAUGAACUUUUAAACUUCUAUACACAUCGUGGAUAUCGAGUUAUUGCCUGUGCAAUGAAGCAUAUUGAUAAUCUUAACCAAAAUGGCGUCUUGAAGAUCAGUCGAUCGCAGGCCGAGUCUGACUUAACAUUCGUUGGCUUCAUUGUGUUUGAAAACAAAUUAAAACCAAGCACUACAGGCGUUAUCAAUGAAUUGCAUAAUGCUGGAGUUCGGAACAUUAUGUGUACCGGCGACAACAUCCUUACUGCAAUAAGUGUGGCUCGCGAAUCCGGAUUUAUAGGUGAUACUGCUCAGUGCUUUGUUCCCUAUUUUGUUGAAGGAAAUCCUUACAAUCCAAGAUCUCGCUUGCGCUGGGAAAGCACAGAUAAUCCGGACUACCUGCUUGACGAACAUACACUUGCACCUCUUCCGAUCUCUACGGUGCCUGACACGUCAAUUCCAUACCAUAAUUAUAACAAGUUCAAGUACUCUAUCGCGGUCACCGGAGACGUGUUCCGGUGGGUGGUGGACUAUGGUUCUGAAGAGGUUUUACAAAAGAUGCUUGUUCAUGGGCAAGUUUUUGCACGAAUGUCUCCAGACGAGAAGCAUGAGCUUGUUGAAAAGCUACAGUCGCUCGAUUAUGUUUGCGGAUUUUGCGGAGAUGGAGCCAACGAUUGCGGUGCUUUAAAAGCGGCUGAUGUUGGUAUUUCACUAUCAGAAGCAGAAGCGUCCGUAGCGGCCCCUUUCACCAGUAGGAUAUUUGAUAUAUCCUGUGUUCCAAAGCUUAUCAGGGAGGGUAGAGCGGCACUCGUAACGAGCUUUUCCUGCUUCAAGUAUAUGAGUCUUUAUUCUGCCAUUCAGUUUACCUCCGUCAGCUUUCUAUAUGCAUCUGCAUCCAAUUUGGGCGACUUCCAGUUCCUUUAUAUUGACCUCGCUCUUAUCCUACCUAUUGCAAUUUUCAUGGGAUGGAUUGGGCCUUAUUCGAAGCUUUGUCGAAAACGGCCCACAGCUAAUCUAGUAUCCCGGAAAGUCUUGACACCCCUUUUGGGUCAGAUAGUUAUUUGCAUAUUCAUCCAGCUUGCCGCUUUCGAAACAGUUCAGGAGCAAGAAUGGUAUAAGCCCCCCAAGCUUAAUCCGAACGAUACAAGCAUAGAAAAUUCGCAGAACACUGCGUUGUUCCUUGUUUCCUGUUACCAGUACAUAUUAUCAGGUCUGGUAUUGAGUGUUGGGCCACCGUUUCGACAGCCGAUGACAUCAAAUGUUCCAUUCGUCGUCACCAUAAUUGUGGCUCUUCUUGUAUCUUCCUACAUGCUUUUCCAACCUGCGGAUUGGCUCUUCCGCCUGAUGCAGCUCACUUAUUUGUCGACACCAUUUAAGGGAUGGCUAGUGGCGCUUGCCGUCGGAGGAUUUGCUGUCGCCUACGUUUCAGAAAGACAUCUUUUUCCGGAAUUGUCCCGGCUUCUUGGUCAUGUAUACAGAGUUUGCCGCCCUGGCAAGAGAAAACAACGGCGACGAUAUAAGGUCCUUCUCGAGCGCGAGUAGCUCGCUGGACUUGAUUUUGAACUCGUCUUGUGACCCUAUAUAAUCUUAUCCUGUAUUUUGGCUUUUGCUUCCAUUUCGAUAUAUUCGAUCCACGUGUAUCCGACAUUGGGUAGAGAAAAGAGCAGUCUUUUAUAUACCUUUUUAUUGUUAAGGGUGAAUCCCCUAGCGGGCCUCGAUUUAAUGGGAAUUGUGUGAU
Coccidioides immitis RS is the source of this 4281-nucleotide messenger RNA. Its product is annotated as P-type ATPase. Bases 123 to 4085 code for a protein of 1320 amino acids. The record is from RefSeq and is a predicted model, not a curated record. Gene Ontology annotation, molecular function: ATP hydrolysis activity; P-type ion transporter activity; ATPase-coupled monoatomic cation transmembrane transporter activity. Gene Ontology annotation, cellular component: membrane. NCBI's taxonomy places the organism in Eukaryota, Fungi, Ascomycota, Eurotiomycetes, Onygenales, Onygenaceae. The transcript has 21 exons. Gene Ontology annotation, biological process: intracellular calcium ion homeostasis.